AUGUGGAUCCUGAUAGGAGCAAUAACGUUGUCACUGUUCACUGCCUUAUUUACAAAUGCUAUGGAAACUUCCCUGGAUGGUACUGGAUGUAGGGACAUCGGUGGCAAAAAGGUGGGUGUGUCCAACAAGAAUCCUGAAACGCAUAUAGUCGCUAUGGAGCUGGAUGCAGACUUUGUGAAGUUCAAAAACCUGGACGAAAUGCAAGAAAGUCUUAUCCAAGGAACAAUUGGAAGAGUAUUGAUGGAUCGCAACACUGCAUUUCACUUUUUGGAUAAAUCUGGUUUAAAACGAAACAGGCAGAUCCGAAUGAUUCGUAACGUCGAUUAUCCAAUGGAAUAUUACCUGGCUCACGUGAGUCAUGACGUAAUACCACCUCUAAUGGGGUCACCGAAUGGCACGAACGAUUCUGAUGACGAAGUAUUGGUUAGAAAAACUGAGCUUUCGGUUUGCGGGGAAAGCCUGAAAGAAUUAUCAGCGGAUUUGGUUGCAGUUGCAGAAGACAUUGCUAAAGAGCAACUUAUCCCUGCCGAAUUACAGACAGCGGAUUUGUCCGAUGAAAUGGAAGGGUUAUUCUCCACUGGCUCACAAAUGACCAAAUCCAUUUUAUUUGCUUUAUUGGGAAUAUUCGCCUUGCUAAUAAUCAUCGGCAAACUUUGGGAGGUCUACACCAACUUUAAGCCAACAGUUCUUCUGCACGGGAGAAUUCAUUGUUAUGUCAUUUAUCACAUUUUGAAAGCCACCAAACUUUGUCCCCUAAACUGUCUCUGGCCUGAUGCAUGGUCAGUGCAUUGGACUCUGGGUCGAGAGGUCUGGGUUCGAGACCUAACUGGGGCUUGGACGAGACACUUUACUCUGCCCAUGCCUCUCUCCACCCAGGAGUAUAAACGGGUAUUAGCGAAUUGUCAAGGAAGCCUGAUGAAUGCUAGAAUUAACCUUGCGAUGGACUAG
Pocillopora verrucosa is the source of this 948-nucleotide messenger RNA. NCBI's taxonomy places the organism in Eukaryota, Metazoa, Cnidaria, Anthozoa, Scleractinia, Pocilloporidae. The record is from RefSeq and is a predicted model, not a curated record.